AUGCCUGGCAUGUGUCUCUUCUCCUUCGCAGAGUGUGAAUGUGACUUGGACGGUGUUCUCCCUGAAAUAUGUGAUGCCCAUGGAAGGUGUCUCUGCCGCCCUGGGGUGGAGGGCCCUCGAUGUGAUACCUGUCGUUUAGGUUUCUACUCAUUCCCUGUAUGCCAAGAGUGUAAUUGUGACCCCCGAGGCUCCCUGGACAAUGCCUGCAGCCCUCAGGGCCAGUGUCGCUGUCACCCCCACUACGCCGGACGGAGCUGCAGCCAGUGUGCCCUGGGCUUCUAUGGCUAUCCCGACUGCCUUCGUUCCGGCAGUGACUGUGACGCCGCUGGCACCACUGAGUCCAGUUUGGGGUAUUGCCAAUGCAAGCUUCAUGUUGAAGGUCCUACUUGUAGCAUCUGCAAACCAUUAUAUUGGAAUCUGGCCAUAGAAAACCCCAGUGGAUGCUCAGAAUGCCAGUGCAACGUGGUGGGAGCAGUGAGUGGAAUUGGAGAAUGUGGGCAGGGAGAUGGUGACUGUCACUGUAAACCUCACGUCGCUGGUGAUUCCUGUGACACGUGCGAAGAUGGAUAUUUUGCUUUAGAAAACAGCAGUUACUUUGGGUGUCAAGGUUGUAAAUGUGACAUUGGUGGUGCCCUCACCCCCACGUGCAGCAGCCCCUCCGGAGCGUGCCAGUGCCGAGAGCAUGUUGUGGGGAAGGCGUGCCAGCGACCUGAAAACAACUACUAUUUCCCCGAUUUGCAUCAUAUGAAGUAUGAGAUAGAAGAUGGCACCACACCUAAUGGAAGAGACGUGCGCUUCGGAUUCAAUCCCCUGGAGUUUCCUGAGUUUAGCUGGAGAGGAUAUGCCCAGAUGACAUCGGCACAGAAUGAAGUAAGGAUAACGUUGAAUGUGGGGAAGUCAGAGCUCUCCUUAUUUCGUGUUAUUCUGAGAUAUGUUAACCCUGGAACUGACACAGUAUUUGGCCAUAUAACUAUUUAUCCAUCUUGGGCUAAGGCAGGUGGGUAAAUUU
Molecule: messenger RNA, 1009 nt
Organism: Loxodonta africana (African savanna elephant)
Lineage: Eukaryota; Metazoa; Chordata; Mammalia; Proboscidea; Elephantidae
Product: laminin subunit alpha-3-like
Exons: 10
Coding region: 1-1005 (334 amino acids)
Biological process (GO): animal organ morphogenesis; tissue development
Source: RefSeq, a predicted model, not a curated record